Plodia interpunctella (Indianmeal moth) is the source of this 1621-nucleotide messenger RNA. Its product is annotated as aldehyde dehydrogenase 1A1-like. The record is from RefSeq and is a predicted model, not a curated record. The transcript has 11 exons. Gene Ontology annotation, molecular function: aldehyde dehydrogenase (NAD+) activity. Lineage: Eukaryota; Metazoa; Arthropoda; Insecta; Lepidoptera; Pyralidae. Bases 109 to 1569 code for a protein of 486 amino acids.
CAUAACAAGUGUUAUCUACAACGUAUAUACGCUUUGGAUACUAUAAUAGCGUUUAUCAAGUAAUUUUGUUAGUUGUUGCCUUCGCAGUGAUCGAUAAAAACGUAAGAUAUGGCUCCCGAAAUUAAAUAUACAAAGCUGUUCAUUAACAAUGAGUGGGUGGACGCAAAGAGUGGGAAAACUUUCGAAACAAGGAGUCCCCAUAACGGAGCUGUCAUCGCAAAAGUUGCUGAGGGCGACAAGGCAGAUAUAGACGCAGCCGUGGCAGCAGCUCGUUGUGCUUUCCACCGCAACUCAGAAUGGCGUCUCAUGGACGCGUCCGAACGAGGCCGAAUUCUGAACAAAUUCGCAGAUUUGUACGAGAGAGAUGUUCAGUAUCUCGCGCAGUUGGAGUCCUAUGACAAUGGUAUGGUGACCCAAAUGGCUCAAAUGGCCGUGGCCGGGGCAGGGAAGUCGAUUAGGUAUAUCGCCAGUCUAGCAGACAAAAUCCAAGGAGACACACUACCAGUCGAUGGUGACGGCUUCUCGUACACCCUGAAGCAGCCUGUGGGCGUCUGCGGCCUGAUCUUGCCCUGGAAUGUCCCCAUCCUUAUGUUCCUCAAUAAGGUCAUGACCGCGCUGGCUGCAGGUUGCACGGUGGUUGUAAAGCCGGCUGAACAGACCCCGCUCACAGCCCUUGCCUUAGCAGCAUUGCUAGCUGAAGCAGGCGUUCCUAAGGGCGUCGUCAACGUGGUCACCGGCUACGGCGAGACUGCCGGUGUUGCCCUCACACACCACCCACACGUUGCUAAGAUCUCCUUCACUGGCUCCGUUCAGGUCGGCAAGCUAAUUCAACAAGCAGCUGGUGUCAACAACCUGAAGCGUGUAACCCUGGAGCUCGGAGGCAAGAGUCCUCUCAUCAUCAUGGACGACGCUGAUUUAAACAUAGCAGUACCGUUUGCCGCUCACGGGGUAUUCGCCCAUCAAGGGCAGAUUUGCGUGGCUGCGUCCCGUCUGUUCGUGCAGUCCACCAUCUAUGACAAGUUUGUGGAAGCUGCGGUCAAACACGCAAAGGGAAUCAAAGUCGGAGACCCGACCGAUGCGAGUGUACAACAAGGACCACAGGUGGACGAAGAAAUGAUGAACAAAGUACUGGGCUACAUUGAACAAGGCAAAAGGGAAGGGGCUAAGCUGAUGACGGGAGGCAAGCGGAUCGGCAGCAGCGGCUACUAUAUUGAACCUACUGUUUUUGCCAAUGUUACUGAUGACAUGACCAUUGCUAAAGAAGAGAUCUUCGGUCCAGUUCAAAAUAUUCUUUCGUUUGACACCCUGGAAGAGGUUAUCGACCGCUCCAACGACACCAGCUUUGGAUUGGCAGCCGGCAUCUUCACCACCAACAUCAACACAGCGCUGCAGUUUUCAAAACACGUCGAAGCUGGCAUUGUUUGGGUUAACACAUAUCUUCAAAUGGGAUGCCAGGCGCCAUUUGGAGGUUUUAAAGAUUCCGGUCUUGGACGUGAGAAUGGCUUGCACAGCGUGGAUCCGUACCUGGAGGUCAAGACGGUGACCAUGGCUUUGCCUAAGAAAUUCUAAAACGACUAUCAAAUUGUGACUAUAGUUUGAAAAUAUAUUUCUUUUCUUAAAA